This is a messenger RNA of Cephus cinctus (wheat stem sawfly), 1654 nucleotides long. RefSeq names its product cytosolic non-specific dipeptidase-like. Gene Ontology annotation, biological process: proteolysis. The record is from RefSeq and is a predicted model, not a curated record. The transcript has 6 exons. The coding region runs from base 82 to 1638 and encodes 518 amino acids. NCBI's taxonomy places the organism in Eukaryota, Metazoa, Arthropoda, Insecta, Hymenoptera, Cephidae. Gene Ontology annotation, molecular function: peptidase activity.
UGUCCAUCGCAGCAAUGUUUGAAUUGCGCUCGAAGUUUUAAUGGAAAAAAAAACGAUAACUUUCAAUUAGUCUUUUAAAAAAUGAUUUACGAUACUGUAAGUAACGACUCUCCUAGAGAACUUCCAAAAUCGAGACUACCAACUCUUUACAAAUACAUACAAGAGUAUGAAAAUGCAUUUACUGAAACCCUCAAAGAAGUUGUGGCUAUUCAAUCCAUAUCGCAGCAAUCAGAUUGUUUCUCCAAUAUCGUAAAAAUGUUAAAUUUAUGUGAGAAGAAACUGAAAGACCUCGGUGCAAUCGUAGAAAUAGUCGAAAACAACGACAUUGUUAACAGGAAGAAGCUACCACCAGUCCUUUUUGGAAAUUUAUUCACUGACGCCGAUCUCAAAACCGUCUGUGUUUACGGAUACGUAGAUACACUACCAGCUAAGAAAUCCGAUGGCUGGGAAACAGAACCGUUUAAUUUAAUCGAGAAAAAUGGAAGACUAUAUGGCCGUGGUGCAUCAGAUAAUAAAGGACCCCUUCUGUGUUGGCUACAUGCCCUGGAAAUCUAUAAAACAACUAAAAAUGAUAUCCCCGUUAACAUUAAAUUUGUCAUAGAAGGUUCUGCAAAAUUAAGGAGUCACGGUUUAGACAACAUUUUGGUUACCAAGAGAGAGUUCUUCGAAGAUGUGGAUUUCAUGUGCCUGACUGUUGAUAAAACGUCUCAGGAAGUACCUUGCCUAAAAUAUGGUUUCAGGGGAGUAUCUCACUUCAGUCUGGAAGUAAUCUGUGCAGAGAGGAGUAUCCAUAGUGGUAUUUAUGGUGGUGCCUUCAAUCAACCUCUUAUCGAUGCUGUAAAUAUUCUUAGUUCCUUGGUAGACAAAAAUGGCAAAAUAGCUGUAUCUGAGAUACUUAGGGACGUGCAAGAUAUAUCGCACAGAGAAGAGAGUAUUAUUAGAGACAUUCCCUUCGAUGUUGCUAAGAUCAAACAGAAGCUUGGUACUACACACUUGAGACACAAAGAAAAACCAAUAAGAGUGAUUAUGCACAAAACAAAAUUGCCCAGCGUCAGUUUUCAUGGAUUCAAAAUGGAAUUUGAGUCAGUCAAUAAAAGAAGUCAUGCUGUUGUACCUAACAAGUGCCUGAAAAUUAUUUAUGAUUUUUCUUUAUCUUUUUAUACAAGAAAAUUUUCAGCUCUAUUAACCAAUCUUAUUGUACUGAUCACUUUUAGAGUAGUUGGGAAAUUUUCUGUUCGCUUGGUUACAAAUCAAACUGCCAUAGAAACUUUUGGACAUCUUGAUAAUUACAUUAGAAAAAUUUGGCAGCAGUGCAAAAGUACAAAUCAAUACAAGUUUCAAAUGGAUUUUGGUAUAAAUCCUUGGCAAGAAGAUCCUUGUGAUUCUCAUUAUUGUGCUGCUGCGAAGGCAAUUGAAUUGGUUUAUGGUGUAAAACCUAUGUAUCUUUGUGAAGGAUCAACUAUGCCUUGUAUAGCCAUGUUUAAAUCUAUAUCUCCAAAUAGCAAUUUAAUAGUACUCCCAAUCGGAGAGUAUGACAGUGUUCCCGAUUCGUGCAAGGAAUCAAUUUCUAAAAUUAGCUACCUAAAUGGCAUAAAACUUGUCAUGGCAUAUUUAUGUUACAUAAAUGAAAUAAAAUAACUUACUGUAAUUCACA